UACCCAUGAACCACCCAUAUAGAUUUCAAUCUGAUAAGUUUUUGAAAGGAGUAAUUGAAAGGCUUCCUCCUUUACCUCGUCCAUCUGGUUUGGAAAUGUUAAAUGAAGUGUCCAAGUAUACUGAGGGACAUAAUGGAGGUUCAUCAUAUAAUGAUAAAAUUCCUGGCUUUGGUGUUAAGCACAAUUGGGUGAAGAAGAGCAUUUUCUGGGAGCUUCCAUAUUGGCAUACAAAUUUGAUUCGUCAUAAUCUUGAUGUCAUGCAUAUUGAGAAAAAUGUCUUUGACAAUAUUUUUUAUACAGUAAUGGAUUGUCCGAAUAGAAGCAAGGACAAUUUAAAGGCUAGGUUGGAUAUUCAAUUGUAUUGUCAGAAGCCAAAUUUACAUUUGCAACAAGAUAUGAGUGGUCGGCUUUACAAACCUAAAGGCACUUAUUGUCUGCACAAGAAACAACAACAAGAAGUUUUGUCAUGGAUGAAGGAAUUAUCAUUUCCUGAUGGUUAUGCUUCAAGCAUUUCACGAUGUGUGAAAGAGGCACAAUGUAAGGUUUCGGGGAUGAAGAGCCAUGAUUGUCAUGUCUUCAUUCAAAGACUUCUUCCAACCGCUUUCCGACCUUACUUACCUAGGCCACUGUGGGAGGCAUUAACUGAACUGUCCGUAUUUUUUCGGGAUAUUUGUUCAACAAAUUUAAAUGCCCAGCACAUGGAGUUAAUGCAGAUGAAUAUAAUUGAAAUAAUUUGCAAACUUGAAAGGAUUUUUCCUCCAUCCUUCUUUGACUCCAUGGAACACUUGACGAUACAUCUACCUUACGAGGCAAAAGUUGGUGGACCAGUUCAAUAUCGAUGGAUGUAUCCAUUUGAACGGUAUAUGUUUUAUUUGAAGAAGAAAGUGACCAAUAAAGCUAAAGUUGAGGGUUCCAUAUGUGAAGCAUACUUGAUUGAUGAAAUUACCAAUUUUGCAUCUCAUUAUUUUGGUGAUGACGUGCAAACAAUUUGGAAUCGAGUUCCACGGAAUGAUGAUGGUGGCCUUAGAAGUGUAGAUGGAUGUCUCUCUAUUUUUUCCUAUCCAGGGAAAAAAUUAUCCAAAAGAUUUUAUAAAAGGCAGUUGUCACAUGCUGAAAUGCAAAUUGCGCAUAACUAUGUGAUAUUCAAUUGUCAAGAACUGAAGCCUUAUUUAGAGCAAUGUCGACAAGAGCUAAAGUCACAACAACCAUAUGCGAGUGAUGGUGAAAUUGAAAAAUUAUGCGAAGCGAUCUUUCCAAAUUGGUUAAAAAAUAAUGUAAGUAUUUUAAUAAAAUUAAUUUAUAUUUUAUGUCAAUUAGCUACUUUAAAAAUAUUAUUAAUCUCUUUUAAAUCAUUAUUUCUUAUGGAGUUAACUAUUAUGCUAGGUGGAAUACCAAUCUAACGGAAUUGAAAAUCAGCUCUUUGGACUUGCUAUGGGCCCUUCAACUUCAGUGAAAUGUUAUAAUGGGUAUUAUAUGAAUGGUUUUAAAUUUCAUACUCAACGUUAUGGUCGUUUUAAAAAGACAAUGAAUAGUGGAGUUUGUGUGAAAGGAAGUUGCUAUGAUGAUAAUGAACGUGAUUAUUAUGGAAUGCUUAAAGAAGUUGUUCGGCUAAAAUACUUGGGGAGUAAGUGCAAGUUAUUUAUGUUUAAAUGUAAUUGGUAUGAUACAAAACGAGGGAUUAGAGUGCAUCCUUCGAAUGGUUUGGUUGAAAUCAAGCAUACAUCUCGACUACAUGGAAAUGAAGAUUUUGUGUUAGCACAACAAUGUCAACAAGUCUACUAUACAUAUCCACCUGGUAAUAAAUCAUCUGAAUGGUGGACGGUUAUUAAGACAACUGCUAGAAGUCGUUAUAAUGUUGACAUGGGUGAAUUUAUUGAAGAUGCC
Molecule: messenger RNA, 1884 nt
Organism: Populus trichocarpa (black cottonwood)
Lineage: Eukaryota; Viridiplantae; Streptophyta; Magnoliopsida; Malpighiales; Salicaceae
Exons: 3
Coding region: 6-1400 (464 amino acids)
Source: RefSeq, a predicted model, not a curated record